Messenger RNA from Naumovozyma dairenensis CBS 421, 933 nucleotides. It is a transcript of the gene ENT4, whose product is annotated as Ent4p. The record is from RefSeq and is a predicted model, not a curated record. The transcript has a single exon. Bases 1 to 933 code for a protein of 310 amino acids. Gene Ontology annotation, molecular function: clathrin binding; phospholipid binding. Lineage: Eukaryota; Fungi; Ascomycota; Saccharomycetes; Saccharomycetales; Saccharomycetaceae. Gene Ontology annotation, biological process: actin filament organization; endocytosis. Gene Ontology annotation, cellular component: endosome; clathrin vesicle coat; plasma membrane.
AUGCCACUAUUUGAUACAGUGAAAAAUUUUGUUCAAACGCCUACUGAAUCUAAAGUGAAACAAGCUACAGAUGACAACGAAACUACAGGUGCUACAGGUACUUUGAUGAAUGAAAUAUCUGUCCUAACAUAUAGUCCCAAGACUUUAAAAGAUAUCAUUCAAGUCAUUAAGAAAAGAUUAUCAUCUGCUACAUCUUCUAAUAAGAAAUUGAGCCAUAAGACCUCUGUUUAUAUUAUUAAGACAUUGACUCUAAUAUCUUACUUGAUUAACAAUGGAUCAAAUGAAUUUAUUGAAUGGUUAAGAUUGAAUUUUUAUCUAGUUGAAAACAUUACUAAGAAAUGCAAUUUCCAACUUCAAGAUAACAGUGCUGAUAGUAAAAUGAUUGGACAAAUCAAAGUUAUAGCAGAGGAUAUGACUAACUUAAUUAAUAAUGAAAACUUAUUAGAACAACGAAGGAAGGAUGUCAUUCAAUUUAGAUCAAGUAUUUCUUCUCCAGGAAGAAAGUCUACUGAUAAUAGUCAUUUGAGAAACUCAUUUACUAAAUCAGAUGUAAUGAUGGUAAAUAGAUCAAGUUCAAACUCAGAAAGAUACUUUAUACGAAGAGAUAACAACGAUAAUGGUAAUGGUAAUACAUCUUCAAUUGCAUAUAGACAAAGUAGUAGUGGUAACUCGAAUAGUAUAGAUUUAAAAAGAAGACCAUUAAAAAAUACCAGUGAUUUUUUAAGAACUUCAUCUUCUAGGUUUAGAUUGGAUCCAUUAGAAGAAGAAGAAUCCAACUUGGUGGAUACUUCUAUUGAUAAUACUAAUGACACUUAUAUUUCUGAGGAUAAUUCAUACAGUCAUUAUUUGAAUGAAACAUCAAAUACUUUAUUAGAAACAGAUAAUAUGGACAAUUCGAAAAAAAAGUUUUCUUUAACUAAUCCCUUCCGCUAA